Molecule: messenger RNA, 804 nt
Organism: Aspergillus luchuensis
Lineage: Eukaryota; Fungi; Ascomycota; Eurotiomycetes; Eurotiales; Aspergillaceae
Exons: 5
Coding region: 1-804 (267 amino acids)
Source: RefSeq, a predicted model, not a curated record
AUGGUGCGGAUUAUUCUCUACAUCCUGUCUGUCCUCCCUUCGUCCGGCGCCAUCCCCGCGCAAAAUACGACCAAUGGCCAACUUUUGGUCAUGGGCACUGGUUUCGGCUGCACUGGGGCCCUCUUUGUUUUGGCGGCGAUUUUAUAUUGCUGCAUACUCUGUGUGCAGAAGAGAGCUUCUACGUCCUGUAUCGGGACCUAUGUGCUCCAAAACAUUGAUAAAUUUGAACAAGCUUUAGAGCUUGUCCGGCGGGGUAUGAUACUUAGUAUCAGCUUUUAUCAUGAGUAUAUACUAAAUAUAGGGGUUUUCCAGGCUGUCGGGCAGCCCCCCCUCCGCCCAGAAACAUUUAAGGAUUGGCUUAACGCCAAGUUCCGCCUCUGGGGCCGAGAUCCGUCGGCUGCCGCCGCUGAUGGUGGUGAUGGUGGUGGCGAUGGUGUUGGUGGUGGUGAUGCGGGUGCUGCUAGUGCUGCUGGUGCCAGUGCUGGUCCACUGGGGCUGGGACUGGGGCUGGGACUGGGGGUGCGGGUGCCGGUGGUGGUGCUGGUGGUGCUGGUGCCAGUGGCUUUGGCUGGCCCCAGCGGUGGUGCUGGGGCUGCUGGGGCUGCUGGGGCUGCUGGGGCUGCUGGGGCUGCUGCCGCUGCCGGUGCUGCUGCCGGUGCUGUUGGGACUGGGGGUACGGGUGCUGCUACUGCUCCUACUACUGCUACUGCUCCUACUACUGCUACUACUGCUACUACUGCUACUACUGCUACUACUGCUACUACUGCUGGGACUGGUGCGGGUGCUGCUGCUGCUGCGCCCUGA